AUGUUCCUCUCUCUAAUUUUCACAGCCGCUCUUUGGGCUCAGAAUACGUUGGCUCUCAUACCCCCUGUUGGCCAUGGUCCAUCUGGACCCAUCUUCCCCGCGCCACCAGGAUCGCGGGUGCAACAGUCGGGCAAAGAUAUGAAAGUCAUUGCAAAAAACGGCACCGUCAUUCAUGUCUUCAAAAACGUUGUAUCGUCUCCCAGUCGCCGACAAGAAACGACGGCAACCCAAGCUUCACUUACGGUCGACUCCACUGAAAUCCUCAGCUCUAUCAACGCCUCUAUUGUCGUACCCCCGCCUCCCAAGACAUUCGAGAGCCAGAUAAUAUUCUUUGGGGCCGGUCUUCAGGUGCUUGACGACAGUGGUUCGCUGACUGCAUACCUCCAGCCAGCGCUUCAGUACGGCGCGAGCAACAUCCAAGGUGGAUCGUUUUGGACGGCAGCCAUCCUCUUGGAGCUUCCUCUCGAAGGCGGGUAUAUCCAGGUUUACGACAAUGAAGCAAACCCUCAAGUCAACGUGGGGGAUAGGCUGGAGUUAUGGGCUGGCAUUGACGCAGACCCUCCACCAUUCCCGGGUCAUUGGUACCAUGCUUUCUUCACCAAUCGACGCGAUAUCCUCGCUUUGUCCGUCGGAUUCAGCGGGAGUCCCUGGCGAGCUGCCGUCAGUAUUGAGCAACAGGGCAUAUCCCAGACCAGCGACUACCCAAAAGGCUCUCUCGCAUUCGAGAACAUAAACGUCGAAACUACCACAGGCUUUUCGACAGGGUCAUGGACCGAAGAGGGAGCCGGGGACGUGUCAAUUACUAUCGAUAAAGAUGGGUCGCGCGACUCUCAAGUUUCUUUAGUUUUUCCUCCAUCGUCGUAA
Molecule: messenger RNA, 864 nt
Organism: Mycena indigotica
Lineage: Eukaryota; Fungi; Basidiomycota; Agaricomycetes; Agaricales; Mycenaceae
Exons: 2
Coding region: 1-864 (287 amino acids)
Source: RefSeq, a predicted model, not a curated record